This is a messenger RNA of Staurois parvus, 816 nucleotides long. NCBI's taxonomy places the organism in Eukaryota, Metazoa, Chordata, Amphibia, Anura, Ranidae. The record is from the annotation of a GenBank genome assembly.
AUGGAUCUGGGCACCAACAGAAGCAGAUGUGUCUGGAUGACUGUGCUGGGUCUGAUGGGACUCCUUGGCUUGGCUGAAGCUGGGUGUUUGGAGGCUGGGAAGUGCUGUAAAGGUAGAGAUUUGAAAUGUGUUAGCCAGGGCUGGAGGAUGGACAGGAAACAUGGGACGUGUUACUGUGACCAGCUGUGCCAGUCUGCCAUGGAUUGCUGUUAUGACUACCCGCAGGCAUGCCCAGCUCUUUCAUGCGUUGUUGGUGAAUGGAGCCAUUGGAGUGGCUGUGCAAAUCAGUGUACCCCAACAUACAGAGUGCGCAGGCGUGAAGUUCUACGGGAGCCAGAGAAUGGCGGAGAGCCCUGUCCAUAUCUGGAGGAGAAGGCUGGGUGUCUUGAGUAUUUCACACAACAAGGCAUUGAGUGUGGACAUAUAUACAUGCCUGCUUUUAUCACAACUUUUGAGUACAACAGUGCCAGAAGAAAGCGUGCAUUGUCUCCAGACUGGGCUUCCCAUACAGAAGAUCCUGGAUAUUGUGUGGAGUUCCAGAUUGAAUCCUUAUCUCCAGCUUGUCUAACAGAGGACCGUCCACAUGCCCGUUGGAUGCUCUACCUGCGGGAAGGGUACACAGUAUGUGUUGCUUGCCAGCACCCUGCAAUGAAUAUUAGAAAUCAUCGAUGCUAUGGUGAUGGCAGUGACGCCAAUGAAAAUCAGAUUCUUCACUGGCAAGCUGUAGGAAAUACUAGGUGUUACGGGUCCUGGAGAAAAGUAAGACAAGCUGACAAGUGCUCAUGCCCCAUGGUGCACAACUUUAUAUUUACGUAA